Diceros bicornis minor is the source of this 459-nucleotide messenger RNA. Its product is annotated as double-headed protease inhibitor, submandibular gland-like. The record is from RefSeq and is a predicted model, not a curated record. Bases 1 to 459 code for a protein of 152 amino acids. NCBI's taxonomy places the organism in Eukaryota, Metazoa, Chordata, Mammalia, Perissodactyla, Rhinocerotidae. The transcript has 6 exons. Gene Ontology annotation, molecular function: protein binding.
AUGAAGAGUAUCAGUGCUUUUGCCAUCCUUGCUCUGGCAGCCACUACAUGGGCUGUCUCUCUGCCUGAAAUAGGGACAAAGGUGGACUGCUCCAAAUACAACAGAAAAAGCUCCAGGAUUAUGUGCACAAGGGAGUGGAAACCAAUAUGUGGCAUAGAUCAGAAGACAUACAGUAAUGAAUGCGUGUUUUGCAGGCUAAACCAAAAUAAAGGAUUUCUACUCAGAAAACUUCAUGAUGGUAUAUGUAUUGCGUGUAUUGAAUAUUCUGAUGCAUGCACCAAGGAUUACCUGCCUCUCUGUGGAUCUGAUGGAAGAAAAUAUCUCAACAAAUGUUUGUUUUGCAAUGCUGUUGUGAUGAGCCGUGGUGCCCUUUUUUUGGCAAAUUAUGGAUCAUGCACUGAUGCUCAAGAGUACCAGAAUCCCUUCGGUGGAUUCCUCAUAGAGAAGCAGAUUGUCUAG